Fraxinus pennsylvanica is the source of this 903-nucleotide messenger RNA. The record is from the annotation of a GenBank genome assembly. NCBI's taxonomy places the organism in Eukaryota, Viridiplantae, Streptophyta, Magnoliopsida, Lamiales, Oleaceae.
AUGUCAGUGCUCAGCCGGCUGAGAGCGGCGGCCCAGCCACUUGUAUUUCGACUUAGUCUGAAAAAGAGCCAGCGAGCCUACGGGUCGGCGGCUGCAGCUCAGCUGGACUACGAUUACUAUUACUAUAAUGAUGAAGAUGAGGAACCGCAGAGAAAGGAGAACCGGAGGGGAAUGCAGGAGGCAGCGCCGCCGGAGGAGGGGUGGGACUCAGUGGGGAGGGGGGCGCAGUGGGUGAUCAUGGGAGAUCCAAUGGCCAGGCAACACAUGUACGCCGAGAGGCUCUCGAAGAUUCUAGACGUCCCUUACAUUUCCAUGGGUAAUCUCGUUCGUCAAGAACUCCACCCUCACUCUUCCCUCUACAAACAGAUUGAUGGAGCAGUGAACCAAGGGAAGUUAGUCCCAGAGGAUGCAAUUUUUCAGCUAUUGUCAAAGAAAUUGGAGGAAUGUUACUGCAGAGGUGAAACCGGCUUUAUCUUGGAUGGAAUUCCACAAACACAGAUUCAAGCUGAGAUCCUGGAUCAAAUUGCCGAUAUAGACUUAGUGCUGAAUCUUAAGUGCACAGAUGAUUGCUUGGUGAAGAAAUCACCGGGGAAUGGAAUCUACACUCCUCGAGAGUACCAUUGCAUGGCUUGCUCAGGAUUCGAUCCGAGUUUUCAGCCACAGAAUGACCCUCUGAAAUCUUCCAAUGCUGACACGGAUACUGCCUGGAAGGAGAGAUUUGGUGUGCAUGCAGAGCAGAGGAAACCCUUAGAAGAAUAUUACAAGAAACAACAUAAGCUUAUCGACUUCCAAGAGAGUGAUGCACCUGGCGACACCUGGCGAGGCCUAUUAGCCACGCUUCACCUGCAGGACAUGAAUGAUUUAGGUUCUGCUGUCAAGUCAAUGCAUAAGUUGACUGCAUGA